UGAACAGUAUGGCUUCGGCUGCCGGUCGGUUCGCGUUGAUGGUGAAUUACGGUGUUGUUACGGUGUGUUGUCGGUCACGAGUGUGCGUGCCCCGUUUUCCUCGAACGAAGGACAUCCCGUGAAACGUGGACACGAGAAAUAUCGAAGGGACGAUCGGUCGAGGGGCGAGACUGGCAAGCUACACUGGCAGAGAUGCGGCGAAAUGUGAAAAUUGUGUUGCUCCUGUCAUGCGCGUGGAUGUUCGCCUUUGUUUACUACUACCACACGUCGCGCGACACCAAGAACGAAAACAGAGCACUGCGACUGAAAGAGCCUGCAUCGCUAGCCCUGUCCGCCGGAAAUUCCGGCAACUACGUGGACCCGGAUGGCACCGCCAUUGUGAUGUCGUCUGAACUGUUACCAGCACCCACUCCGGAUCCAAGGGUGACGUGGAACUACUUCGACGAGCAAGGGUACGUCUCGAGAGGAGGCCUAAGGGCGGGAGAAGAUCCUUACGCCAGGAACAAAUUCAACCAGGAAGCUAGCGAUGGACUUCCGAGCAAUCGUGAUAUUCCGGACACCCGCAGUGCCAUGUGUCGAAUGAAACAAUGGAGGAGGGACUUACCACCAACUUCUGUGAUAAUCACGUUUCAUAACGAAGCUCGAUCAACGCUGCUGAGAACCGUCGUCAGCGUGUUGAAUAGAAGUCCCGAGCAUCUUAUCAAAGAGAUCAUUCUGGUCGACGACUUCAGCGAUCAUCCCGAGGAUGGCGAAGAGCUGUCGAGGAUACACAAAGUUCGGGUGAUACGCAACGAAAAGAGGGAGGGUUUGAUGAGGUCGAGGGUGCGUGGAGCAGACGCAGCGACCGCGAGCGUGUUAACCUUCCUCGACUCUCAUUGCGAGUGCAACGCGGACUGGCUGGAGCCACUUUUGGAGAGGGUUGCGGAAGACCCCACCAGAGUCGUCUGUCCUGUUAUCGACGUGAUAAGCAUGGACACCUUCCAAUACAUUGGGGCGUCAGCAGACCUGAGGGGUGGUUUCGACUGGAGUUUGGUGUUCAAAUGGGAAUAUCUAAGCCAGGCGGAGAGACAAGCGAGACAAAAAGACCCGACGCAAGCAAUCAGAACGCCGAUGAUCGCCGGUGGUCUGUUCGUCAUCAACAAAGCGUACUUCGAGAUGCUCGGCAAGUACGACACCCAGAUGGACGUUUGGGGUGGCGAGAAUCUCGAGAUCUCGUUCAGAGUGUGGCAAUGCGGCGGCAGCCUGGAGAUUAUUCCGUGUUCCCGUGUCGGCCACGUGUUUCGCAAACGGCACCCCUAUUCGUUCCCCGGGGGUAGCGGAAACGUUUUCGCCCGGAACACCAGACGCGCGGCCGAGGUUUGGAUGGACGAUUACAAACAAUUCUACUACAAUGCGGUCCCACUGGCGCGAAAUAUCCCUUACGGAAAUAUUCAGGACAGGAUGGAGCUGAAGCGGAAAUUGCACUGCAAGCCGUUCAGCUGGUAUCUGAAAAACGUGUAUCCCGAGUUGGUUAUACCGACCAGCGAGGGUGGUCCUGGUGGAUCUCUGAAACAAGGCACAGCCUGCUUGGAUAGCAUGGGCCACCUACUAGACGGGAAUGUAGGACUUUAUCCGUGUCACGACACCGGUGGCAACCAAGAAUGGGGCCUGACCAAGGACGGUCUGAUCAAGCACCACGACCUCUGUCUCACUCUGCCAAUGUACGCGAAGGGUACGACGUUGCUGAUGCAGAUCUGCGACGGCAGCGAGAACCAGAAAUGGAGGCACCUGGAGGGUGGACUGAUCCGUCAUUCGAGGAUCCCGGUAUGCGUGGAUUCGAGAUACCACGAGCAAAGAGGGAUCACAGCGGAGAAAUGCGAUUCGAAUGCCGAGACGCAGAGGUGGCACCUUUACAACCAUAAUCACUAGCUCGCGAACAAGAGGAGCGGUGGCUCGUGAAAGUCGCGGUGCCGUCGUCACUCGCGAAGGACUCAAGGUGUGCGUUAUCUGAUCAGAAGAAGACGGGUCGAUUUGAUCAGGACCAGCGAUCUGAUCGAUCCUAGAUCAAGAUUGCUUAACAGAACCGGUCGAUGAUCGAUGGACCUUCCUAGAGUUCAUAGGCGAUUGUAUGAUAUUAUUAUUAUAAUUAUAUACUCGUAUCGAUGAGACUGUCGCGAGAGAUUCUCGAUCAAAGCGUUAGAAACAGAGAAUGAAAUUCGCUAGUGAGUCAUUGAAUUUAUUAUUUUAUCCAAGGAGAGUAGGUUGUUGCUUCUUAUUUUUCAUUUAAUCAAUUAGAAAGCGGGUCUGAGGUGAAUCGAGAAACUUUUAUAACGUCGGAUAAUAUUCCUUGAUACCCAGCCUGCUUUCCGUGUACUUUGCGUCCCGGUGCAUUUAUCUUAACGUCGAUGAUCUCAAUCGUUUGAAAACUACGCAAGUAGACUUAAAUGAGAAACAAAGAACACCGAUGAUAUUUUAACUCGGUAAUAUUUUAAGCAAACUCCAGUGACAAUAGUGCACUUUGAAUCGAAGCAUUUAUAAACGUUUCAGGUUUUCUAUUUUUAUUUUUUAUUUUAAUCGAUUGCGUGCGAAUCGCAGUUAUUUCCAAAGCGUUGUUUUUAUCAAUUUUCUCAUGUUUUAACGGCCUUAAGCGAUGAGAGGCGAAUGGAAGACAGUAGCGAUUCUUGCUUAUUUUUAGCUGAACUUAUUACAGCAUCGACCUCGAUCGCGGUGUGAAUUGAAUGAUGCUUCUCGAUCAAAGGCGUGCGCUAUGAUUCUCACAAAAGAGAUUUAUUUUUGUAUAAGAAAUCGUAUACUUACUUGGUUGUGCGAAUACAAGGACUCGACGUGUUCGUGUACAUACACGUAUACGUAGAACGCGUUGUUCUUUACGUUCGUUCGAAGAUCCUCUUAAUAAGCCUGAAAAAUGAAUUUUUCUUUUUCAUCUAACGAUGAUGCGUACGAAAUCGUAUCGUGUAUGUAGAACGCGUCGAAUCGAUUGGCAAGGAGGAAAGACGACUAAUACAGCAAUACGUAGCAAGGGGAUGAUCUUUUGUACACUUAUACUUUCACGACGACAAUGAUCUUACUGCCGUCGUCUCGCAUUGACACUAACCACACGUUCGUACGUGCAUAAGUAUAUAAAAUACGUGCAUCGUGAUUACGCUAACGAAGUUACUACUGUAAGCUUUUGUAUGAUAUUAACAAGCGCGCCCUUUUAAUCGCCUAUACACACGCUCGUAGCUUUACGAAACGCUGUACAUUGAUAGAGAGGGAGGUUGUUUUUACUCGAAAUAUUAGGUGAUACUCGAUAAGAUUCGGAUUGAAAUUAAUUGGAAUUCACGCGAUCGGCAUUAAUCAAUUGUAAAUACGAAAUAAGAAUCUUGCGCUUUAAAAAUGAUGCAAGUUCAAUCUGUCUAUACGAUUUCGCAUCGAUUUUCACGAUACCUUUUUUUUUUAUGUCAUAUACAGUGAAGGGGCCCUUUUUCGGAGCUCGCCUCGAACCCCGAAAUCUCAGGGCCGACCCUGCAAGGUUUCGUUUAAACUCUAUUGCCUUUUUAUCAAACUAAACCGCAAUAAUUACACCUGAGUCUAUUUUCUCUGUUCCCGGGAAAGUCAUUCAGAGAUACAAGACAUCGUAAAGGGUGCCAAUCCCUAUUGCUUCCUUUCAGUAUACUGUAAAUACUUCUACGUAAUCAAUUUAAUCGUCUGUCUCCCGUCCUAAGACGUCUCUGAAUACUUUCUCUGUUAUCAAAAGGGAACACAUUUAGUGUCGGGCAAAAUUGGACAUUUUUUUUAAGCCUUUAUCGUUAAGAAAUAUCAUAAGUAAUUCGAAAUUGUACAGCAAGUGAAUUGCUUGGAAAUAUACAAGGUAUCAAACGCAACCACAUUGUUCACCGCUUUCGUCGCGUGCUUCUCGUGAAAGACAACCAUAAUCGCGCUUAACGAAUUGUACAUAACGCGUCUAGAAAACGUAAGCUUACGAGACACGUCGUACUUCCAUGAAUCUGUAAACUGUAAAAAAAUAACGAGCGACUUAACGUUAAGUUAGCCGAGCAAUUUAGCUCGACGACGAGCACACUCGACUUUGGUGCUCGAACCAUGAUACAAUAAGUGAUUGCACUGUACAUUGAAAACGAAUAUUCACGAAUUUCUCUCGUACGGUACGUUGAAUUGUUCAUUAGUCUUGUAUUUGUUAAGAUAAAGCCUCGAUUCGAAAGGCUGUGCUAUCGUGAGGGUGCAACAUGCCUCGAUUUCUUGAAACGUGUUCGAAAAACGAGGCUAAGUGAUCUGUAACGUUAAAGGUUGUUAGUUUUUAAUUACGUCUGUUACUUUUACAUUACUUGUACGAUAUUCGUUCGAAGAGAUUCUAUAGAUCGAAGACUCGGUAUGUGAAACCAACGUUUGGGUAAU
Molecule: messenger RNA, 4389 nt
Organism: Osmia bicornis bicornis
Lineage: Eukaryota; Metazoa; Arthropoda; Insecta; Hymenoptera; Megachilidae
Gene: Pgant2
Product: polypeptide N-acetylgalactosaminyltransferase 2
Exons: 10
Coding region: 193-1908 (571 amino acids)
Cellular component (GO): Golgi apparatus
Source: RefSeq, a predicted model, not a curated record